Molecule: messenger RNA, 723 nt
Organism: Microplitis demolitor
Lineage: Eukaryota; Metazoa; Arthropoda; Insecta; Hymenoptera; Braconidae
Gene: mRpL12
Product: 39S ribosomal protein L12, mitochondrial
Exons: 4
Coding region: 96-635 (179 amino acids)
Biological process (GO): mitochondrial transcription; translation
Cellular component (GO): mitochondrial large ribosomal subunit; ribosome
Molecular function (GO): structural constituent of ribosome
Source: RefSeq, a predicted model, not a curated record
UUGCGCAUCAGAACGCUCUGCAAACGUGCAGUCGUAGAUUUAUCUUAUUAAAGAAUUUAUUAAUCAAAGUUUAACAAAUAAAAUAAUAUAUAAAAAUGAAUACUCUACGAUCAAUUGUACAAAACAAAGUUUCAUUCCGACAAUUCCAUUCAUGUUUUAGAUAUUGUCAAGGAGAAGUAGCAACUGCUGCAAUACCAAAACUGAUAAUUCCAGCACCAGAAGGUACCGAUGGACCAUUGAGCCCUAAAAUUGAAAAACUGGUUCAAGAUAUCACUGCUCUUAAUUUAAUUGAAGUCGCACAAUUGAGUGAUGUUUUGAAAAAACGACUCAAUCUUCCUGAUGCUCCUGUCAUGGCUUUCGGCAGUGCGGCACCUAAAGCUCAGGAAGAAGAAGAAGCAGCAUCACCACAAAGAGUCCAAACAUCAUUUACUGUAAAAUUAGUUAAAUUUGAUGAAAAACAAAAAGUUGCUUUGAUUAAAGAAAUCAAAACGUUGAUGCCAAAUAUGAAUCUUGUACAGGCUAAAAAAUUCGUCGAAAGUGUCCCAACAAUUGUAAAGGCAGAUAUAAGUAAAGAAGAAGCUGAAAAACUUAAAGAAGCCAUUACCAAAGUUGGUGGAGAAAUAGAAAUAGCGUAAACUUUUUAUUUCAUUAACUACCUUUUUAUCAUUUAUCAUUCUUUAUAAUUAUUAGUUUUAUAAUAAAUAUCAAUACCAACAAUAAAAA